Molecule: messenger RNA, 3549 nt
Organism: Trichomonas vaginalis G3
Lineage: Eukaryota; Parabasalia; Trichomonadida; Trichomonadidae
Product: regulatory-associateD protein of MTOR family
Exons: 1
Coding region: 1-3549 (1182 amino acids)
Biological process (GO): regulation of autophagy; cellular response to amino acid stimulus; cellular response to starvation
Cellular component (GO): TORC1 complex; cytoplasm
Molecular function (GO): protein-macromolecule adaptor activity; protein binding
Source: RefSeq, a predicted model, not a curated record
AUGAAGAGAACUGGGGCAAUGAAAUUUGAUGAGUAUGAAAGUUCAGGCUAUGAAUAUUCGGAUGGUGAGACUUCAGACGAUCUGAAAAAUGACAAACCUAUUCAACAAAACCCAGUUAAACCAACAAUUUUCAAAAAAAAUGAACAACAUAUCCAAUCAAUCAACAAAUCAAUGAUUGAUGAUUCUAAAAAUGCCAGAAUAUCAACGUACAAUGAUAGUGAUUACGAUUUAGAUCAAAAAUUAGUAAUAAAUAAAGAUUUUGUUUUUCCAGGUACACAUUUAACAGAAAACGUCUUUAUACUAAUUGCCCAUCCUGCUCAAUUUUCAAAAGUUGAAGUAGAAUACUCAGAAAAGAAUCCUUAUUACGCAUGGCAAUAUACAAACGCUCCUCUUACAGAUUUCUCAACCGGCGUGAAUACUACAUACAAAUCAGCAUAUCAGAGUAUCCAUCCUUCAUUUAAAGUUAAUAUUCUUGUAUCUCCUUCAGCAGAAAAAUUAAAUCAACUUCAAAACUUCAGAAGAGACGCAAUACCAUCUCGCGUUAUCUUCCAUUACAUCGGAUACGGAUUCCCGCAAGUGGAUAAGUCGAACAUUUUCCUUUGCGAUGGAAAACCAAACGUUUUCAGACCAUAUCCAGCGAGAAAAAUCUUCGAGAACCUCAAAACACCCUCAUUCUUUAUCUUCGAUUGCAAUAACGCAGGUGCAAUGCUUCAAGUUUUCGAUUCAACAGCAAAUAAACAAAAAUUAAAGAAUAAAUCGCCAACAUCAUCGCAAAAAAUCUUUACUGGAUUACCAAACAUACAGUCAGACUCCAACUGGGACGAUUGGAUCUGUUUAUGCGCAACUGACGUAAAUGAAACUUUGCCAACGAAUGCACAGCUUCCUCGUGAUUUCCUUACCACCUGUUUAUUCUCUCCAGUUGCAAUGUCGAUAUUAUGUCACAUUAUACAGUAUUACCAUACAUCUUUUCCUGAUCCCGGAUUUCCUCUAAAUGAGAUCAACGGAAUUCUUGCCUUUGGCGACAAAAUGCAUCGCCAGCAACUAGAAGAUAUCCUCUGUGGUUUAACAGACGCAAUUGCCUCGGAUUGCCUUAAACCUCAAUUAUAUAAAAAUCUUUUCAGACAAGAUCCAGCCAUUGCCACUUUCUUUCGUAAUUUUAUUCUCUCGCAAUAUUUACUUGCUCCUUACGACGUACAUCCCGUUUCUUAUCCCUCAUUUGCAAGUAUGACCCGCCAUCCGCUCUGGCUUCAAUGGAGAACUUCAAUCGACCAAUGGAUCACCUCUACAUUGACUCCUCUUCCUUCAUUCGCCACAGAUUUCUUCGGACAUGCAAUUAACAGUUUUCAACAUUAUUUGUCCACGAAACUUGACUCGCGAAUGAAAAUGUUCCUUGUAACAAUAUUGUGCCAUGUUCCUUUCUCAGAAGUAGCGAAUAAUCCCAAAUGUUUCCCACUUUUGGCAAAAUUUGCUUCAAGAUCUAAAGAAAACCGACAAAAACUUGCCCAAUCCAUCAUUUUCAAGCCAUGUUUCCUUUUAUUGAGUAAUACAAAGAACACGGAAGAGUUCAACAGUCUUUGUUACAUCAUUUUCUCGAUGUUAUACGAAAAUUCCGGAUUUAUUUCCGAAAUCCGAAAUGACAUCGAUUACCAACUGUUACUUCGCUAUGUUUUUGAUACAUCCAUCAGUGAAAAGACUCGUACAAUCAUUUGUGGCAUCAUUACAUUGUUAGUUUCCAAUUUAAACAACAUAAAUCCAUUCAUUAACAACAAAGAAUUUCAUUCCAAACUGAAGAACGUUAUUUCCACAGCGAGUAGUCCAUUAUUACAUUGGAUUUUGUUGUUAAUGAGUCAAUCAUUUAAUGGUAUUUCCAUUGAUCCUGAUUGUUUCGUUCCUGAUUCCAUUCAUUUCCAAAUUUCUCUUUCCAUUUUCCAUGGAAUAUUUUGGUGUAGAGCUGCAGCAAUCAAUGCUUUACAAUCGUAUUUCCAACAAGGCGAUCAAAUCAUUAAUUUGCACUUGAUAUUAAUGAUACUUCCUUCUUUCAUGGAUUGUUCUUAUACUGUUAGAAUGCAGUUAGUUAAUGCUUGUGCGAAGUUUCUCCAUCAAAACGCAGAAAUGUUUAUAAUCGGAUACAGAAAAUCACAAGUUGUUAACUCUGCAGCAACAUUCUCACAGUUGUUCGCUUUAUGGUACGAUGACAUGAAGCUAAACACAUUGAAACAGAACUUUUCGGAGUUCUUAUUGAAAUUGGAUGAAGUUGCACACAGAAAUGAUUCGAUUUCUCACAUUUGUACUAUUGUUUAUUACAUCAUUGACAUGUUAUCUCAUGAUCCUCAUCCUUUCGUUAAAAAGAGAGCAACGAUUUUCAGAGGAUAUUUCCAGAGAUUGACAAUGAGUAACCAUGGAACAAAUAACGAAGGAAGACCUCAUUCUGUGUCUCCGCCUUUCGCUUUAGAUAAUCUUCAAAAAGGACAAAAAGUGUCAUUUUCUGAAGAUGAAAGUGAACAUACAGAAGAUACAGAAAUCUUCCCAUCUGAUAUAACAAAUGACUCUCUUUUGAGUUCUUCAAUACAGAACCUUUUAAGAGCUGGACCUGAUUGGAUUGAACAACCAAAAAUUGAGAACAAAAGUGAAAUGAGCACUUAUUCAUUGAAAAUACAAUCAACAUUAGUUGCUGAAGGAAGAUUGUUUAAGUUCUCACCAACGCAUAUUGAUUUCGAUCCAAUAAGUUUGGAUUCAGCUGUAGCAACAAGCAACAAAUUCAUUUUCUCUGUUGACGAAACGAAUAAAAUCGUCAACAAAAUCAGAUUGUCUGAUUACGACAUCACUGAUUUGCAAUGCACAAGAAUCGGAAAUGACAAAGUUGUUGUUGCUUCAACAGGUGAUGGAUGCGUUCAUCUAUGGAAUCCUUCUUAUUCAACACCUUUCUGUUCAUUCAGAGCUGACGCGAAUUACAACAUUGACAACAUCGCGCAGUUGUGUCGUUGCAAAGGCGAUAAACUGUUCACAACAAGAGGAAAUAGUGGUAUCGCAAUGUGGGAUAUCACGAAACAGAUGCUUGUUGGUGAAUGGCCAUCAGAAGAACAACACAUCGCUAGCGCAAUGUGCUUGAGUCCUUCAAAUGAAAACAUGAUUUACGUCGGAUACGCGAAUGGAUAUUUGAAUGCUGUUGAUAUAAGAGAUCCAGAUGCACACGUCAGGAGAUUGACAAUUACUCUUGGAGAUAGAAUAUCUCAGUUGUCUGCAAGCGGAGAACUGAUUUAUGCAAGUACUCCUGGAGGAAAAUGUGCAAUUUGGAACAUUGGAGAAGCAACAUUAAGUACAUUGAGAAUUCCUCAGGGACCUCCUAAACAUUUCAUUGCACAUAAGCAUCUUCCUUUGUUGUUCACUAAUGAUAAUGUGUCUAGUCCUCAAUGCUGCGGCCCUGAUGGAUUACCUCUCAUGCAGUUUAUAGAUGUUCCUUCACAGUGUAUAUUCACUGUACAUCCAACAUUGCCUGCAAUAGCUUUCGCUUCUUCAGCAGGAGAUAUGUAUACUUAUAUGUUACAAUAA